UUCCAUCCCUCUCGAUUUCAGAGGUUCAAAAAAAAAAAAAAGAGGUCACGGAUUUUUGUUGGUUUUUUUCCCUUCUGAUCGAUUUCUGUAUGGCGAUGAACUUUCUUGCGGUCCGAAUCUCGAAGCUUCUCAGGAGCUCGCCCACUACCUCUCCUCUAGUUGCAAGUGCUGGAAGAAGUGCGAGGUCGUGGUUUUCGAGUGGUUCGAUCGAUGAGGAGAUUUUGGAUGAAGGUUUCGAUCAAAGCCCUCCUGGAAAACCAGAGCUUAGACCCCAAGGAGUUGAUCCCCGUAAGGGGUGGGAUUUCCGCGGUGUUCAUAGGGCAAUCAUUUGCGGGAAAGUAGGCCAAGCCCCUUUGCAGAAAAUCCUGAGGAAUGGACGAACAGUCACAAUCUUCACGAUAGGAACUGGAGGCAUGUUUGAUCAGAGGCUUGUGGGUACAAACAAUCAGCCAAGACCGGCUCAGUGGCAUCGUAUCGCAGUUCACAACGAAGUUCUCGGCACUUACGCUGUUCAGAAACUCAUCAAGAACUCUUCGGUAUACAUUGAAGGAGAUAUCGAGACUAGAGUGUACAAUGAUAGCAUUACCAGUGAGGUGAAGAGUAUUCCAGAGAUUUGUGUUCGCAAUGACGGGAAAAUUCGACUGAUUAAAUCCGGGGAAAGCAUCAGCAAAAUCUCUUUCGAUGAGCUAAAAGAAGGAUUGUUUUAGUCGGGAUCAAGACCAAGGCAAGAACAUUUCAUCGCUCUGAAGGGUAGAUAAACGAAAGAAUCUACGGGUUUCUUGAGAGAAAAUAAAUACAAUGAACAUUGCGAUCCUAGGUGUGUGUUCAGAUUGUGACUGUAGCAUAGCGAACAUCUCUUUCUAGGGUUCAGAUUGUGACUUCCGGUUUGUCAAACCGAUUAAUUGCAAUUUUCAGACCGAUCGGUUGUGGUUUAUUGUUCA
Molecule: messenger RNA, 941 nt
Organism: Tarenaya hassleriana
Lineage: Eukaryota; Viridiplantae; Streptophyta; Magnoliopsida; Brassicales; Cleomaceae
Product: single-stranded DNA-binding protein, mitochondrial-like
Exons: 6
Coding region: 90-707 (205 amino acids)
Biological process (GO): mitochondrial DNA replication; positive regulation of helicase activity
Cellular component (GO): mitochondrial nucleoid
Molecular function (GO): single-stranded DNA binding
Source: RefSeq, a predicted model, not a curated record